GCAAAACUCUUAAGUACGUGUGUUUGUCCCAUUUUCAGCUGAAUGUUGGAAACAAGUCUGCUGCAGGAGAAUGCUAUAUACGAACAGAAAUUUGCCUGCAAGGACUGGUGGAUGCCAUAAGAGAAGACGUCUCUAUGCUAACACUGCUGGCAGAAGUCUUGUGUCUCUUAGAUAUGAUUGUCAAUUCAUUUGCACAUACAAUAUCAACAAAGCCUAUCGAUCGAUAUACUAGGCCAAACUUUACAGAGAAUGGCCCGAUGGCAAUUGAAGCUGCGAGACACCCAAUCUUAGAAAGUAUACACAAUGAUUUCGUUGCUAAUAGCAUAUUUCUAUCUGAAGCAUCCAACAUGAUAAUCGUCAUGGGUCCAAAUAUGAGUGGAAAGAGUACCUGACUUUGAUCCCCUCUAAUCUCGGUGAAUACGAGAAGCUCCGAUCCUACGCCCUAAUUGGCCUCCCUUCUUCUUAUUCACACGCUUCGUGGAAUCUGAAGAAAUGAAAACCAAAUAUUCCAUCAUAAUUGUCGGCGACAACUUC
This is a messenger RNA of Cucumis sativus (cucumber), 534 nucleotides long. RefSeq names its product DNA mismatch repair protein MSH4-like. Gene Ontology annotation, cellular component: nucleus. The transcript has 5 exons. The record is from RefSeq and is a predicted model, not a curated record. Gene Ontology annotation, molecular function: ATP binding; ATP-dependent DNA damage sensor activity; mismatched DNA binding. NCBI's taxonomy places the organism in Eukaryota, Viridiplantae, Streptophyta, Magnoliopsida, Cucurbitales, Cucurbitaceae. Gene Ontology annotation, biological process: mismatch repair; reciprocal meiotic recombination. The coding region runs from base 135 to 392 and encodes 85 amino acids.